UAUACGCCAAUAUUCGAAUUGGCACGAAGUUCGAUUUUUCGUCUGGAGAAAUUCAGUCUCGUUAUUGUGAGAGUUCAAAAAUAAGAAAGUUGCCUUGUUGUAGUACUCUAGCCGAUAAACAUGACAGAACAGACGAACGGCGAAACCAAAAAGAGCGACUCAGAUCUUGUUCAGCCGAAGAAUAUGGACUUGAGCAGCGCAAUAGCCACUGCGGUAAAUCAUGUCCUAGAUGGUUACGACUGGUCUUUAAUUCCACUACCUGUGAGAGUAAACGGUGGACAUAAACAUAAACCGCACGUGAAGAGACCCAUGAACGCUUUUAUGGUCUGGGCGCAAGCAGCUAGAAGAAAAUUAGCUGAUCAGUAUCCCCAUCUACACAACGCUGAACUGAGCAAAACGCUAGGGAAACUUUGGAAACUGCUCAACGAUGCUGAGAAGAAACCGUUUAUCGAAGAGGCCGAGAGACUCAGGCUGAAACAUAAGAGAGAGCAUCCCGAUUAUAAAUAUCAGCCGCGAAGAAAGAAGCAAAAAGGCAACGGAGGUCCUGAUCAACCGGAGGCAACAAUCUCAGCUGAUGAUCUGUUGAAAGUCUUAAAAGGUGAUACCCAACUGAUGCCCAAAUCAGGAUGCAGCCAAGACGGCAACUGCGCGAGUCCAGAAAGUAGUUUAAGCGGUGAAGAAGCCAGUAGUCCAGGUUCCAGUAGUUCAGCCACUUCACCGCCAACCACGCCGACUGCCACUGUCAAGUUGGAAGGUGGAUUGAAAUUCUCUGAGGCAAGCGUGGCGGACCAUGAAAUCCACGGUCCUUCUUCCAGCUUUGCCGCGUGCCCGAAGAAAACAGAGCCGAACGGAAGCAGUGACAGCAACAGCAAUAACGCGCUUGAUUUUCACGUUGAAAUGGGUGACCUAACCACAGAUCUAAUGGUGGACACUACAGAAUUCGAUCAAUACCUGCACUCAUACACUCAGCCACUGCUCUCAAACCCUCCUUCCUCAGCUUCAUCGGUAACCUUCACUUCUCACGGCUUCACUCAAACGCACGGAGCGUCCAAGUUCGUGACAAAUAACAAUUCUGUCUCGUCCAGCUACACAGAAUUUAUGGAGCAAUUGCAGAAGCUUCCUUCCUCGUACCCGCCGAAUCAAGUCGCUCCCUCGGCUCUGCAGCAGAGGAACCAACCUGACAAUGGCGCGUUCCAAUUCUCGUUCGGCGACACCGAAGUAAGUGGAAACAGUUCUCGACCGUUCACAAUUUCCGAUGUCCCUUCAAUUGUUAUUCCUGCUUCGACAACCUCUGCAGCGCAGAACCCGCAGUCAUCUCCUUCCCGUAUGCACACGCUUGUUUGGAAAUGAAGGUUUUGAAGGAUCACGAACAUUACGAAUUUAUAGCUCCUGUGGAGCGAGCAUUUUAAUUUAAAAUGAAUUUCAUUGCAUGUCUUCUGAUUUUAGAAGCAUCAAGGUUUUUUCUACACCCUACCGCGCGCGGGUAUUACACGGUUUUAGAAAAAUGAACAUAUUUCUUUUGAAAAUAACCAAGCAAUUCGUGCGCUUAAAGGCAAUUUUAUUUUAUUUUAUCUUAUUUCAACGAAUUCGCUUUCCUCUUUAUAAACUUUUGUACAGUGUUAUCGUUUUUGCGUCUGAAAGCUAAAAAAUUUUUUAUUGCUUUACUGUUUUAUUCGAGACAUUAGCUGACAAGCGAGGAAAAAAGAAUGCCAGACGCAAGUGUUCUCCGCUAUAGCAAAGCUUCCUAGAUUUUAAUUUGUCGUAUUCCCUUACACUCGAGUGGUUGCCAAAGGAAACUUGAUUUGCUAUUCAAUCCACAUGUAAAUACUAGAUCGACAGGGAUGAUAGCUUUUGUAAACGUCUUGAAGCAAUAACCGUAGAAUUAUCUAUGUUCAUUAAAGUCUGCCUUAGGCAGAACUCGCGUUUUUGUUAGAUCUAUUAUUGGCAGAAUAAAGUAGUUUUUUGAAGGUGAAA
Messenger RNA from Pocillopora verrucosa, 1974 nucleotides. RefSeq names its product transcription factor SOX-9-like. Gene Ontology annotation, cellular component: nucleus. The record is from RefSeq and is a predicted model, not a curated record. Lineage: Eukaryota; Metazoa; Cnidaria; Anthozoa; Scleractinia; Pocilloporidae. Gene Ontology annotation, molecular function: RNA polymerase II cis-regulatory region sequence-specific DNA binding; DNA-binding transcription factor activity, RNA polymerase II-specific. Gene Ontology annotation, biological process: regulation of transcription by RNA polymerase II.